AUGGAGAACACCGUGGACGCUAUCACAGUUGGCGUCACAGUCAAGUUGAUUGGCGUUAUUGGAUGCAGUGCCUUCGGCAAGUCCACCGUCGCCCAUCGGCUGGCGAGCAGGCUUCGCUCGCCGCUGCACCCGGUUUGCACAGACAACUUCUUCUUGGAUGACGCCUGUGCGCAGCUGGGCACCUACGAGGACUACAGGUGUAUUGACUACGGCGCCGUGACACGGUGGAUGUCGGUGUUGGUGCACGCCGCACCGACGGUGUCUGUAAGCCUACCGGCGGAGAAGUGCGCGCCUGCUUCAUCACCCGCGGCGCGAGCCGCAAGCGCAGAUGGCGACACCGCCCUGCACCCCCUACACGACUUGGAAGGUCGGGUGCAUAACGCAUGGUGGGAGGAAGUGCUGCUGCGCCUACCUGAGCUGGGCAAGUAUCGCCGUGCCGCACCGGAUGUCACGUCUGCCACGACGGCCCCCACAACUGUUGUUGUUGCCCCUGCUGAUACUGCUACGCCUGCUGCCCAGUCCAGGAGCACGGUUGCUGAGGCAGCACCUGCCGACGCUCAUCUACAUGACGGGAUUAGUGACAGCGAUGGGGACGCGUCGCUCAGCGCACACGAGGCUGAGGAAGAAGACCGACGGCGGAGAAGUGUUGCCGCGCUCGCACAGCGCACAGAGGGGGGUGGCGAUACCGUCUGCUGGUCUCUUGGCAUUCGGAGUGACAGUGAGGGGCGGGCGCCUCACGCCGCUGCUCCAUUCUCGCACCACGUCAUCAUCUACGUCGUGUGGGAGGGCUUUCCACUCCUUUGCAACCGGUUGGCCAACUCCUAUAUCGACUACGCGAUCGAUGUUCGCUGUGACCUGGAGACGGCGUGCUUGCGGCGGUUCUUCCGCACCCCGCGUCGCCAUCUUGCUCGAUAUCUCGCGCACGACUCUACAGGAGGCUGCCAGAAUGGACACGAUGAGUCGCAGUGGAGGCUGCAGCGCGGGCGAGCCGCUGUCGUGGCGGGUGUCGUACGUCAGGUCUACCGCCCGCGCAUCGAGCAACUGUGGCGAGUCCGGUCGCGGGAGCAACACCGCGCCGACCUCAUGAAUGCCGUGGUGCGGGAAAUGAGACUGGAUGGGCUACAGGCACUCGCGCACGGCGACGGACCCACUGCCAUGUCGUCGCCGGCGUGCGCCAUGGCGCGCGGUGCUCUUGAUUUACUUUCCCCUUCCUGCUUUGAUCCUCCUCGCCCGCAUUGCCUGCGCACACUGACCCACUCUGGCGCCGCUGAGGCUGCACCGUCCACCAUAUCAAGUCCCAGCGCUUCGUCAGUGCCGGUCGCGGUGGAGGUGGGGCGUCGCUGCUCUGCGUGUUGGUCCGCUGACGGAUUACCCACUAAUGCCUUUCAGCUUUUUUGGGAAAGCGAGUUUGAUGAAUGGCUGACGCGGUCGUCGUCGUCGCCCACCACUGCUGCUGCUGGUGCCGCCCUCGCCUGGGCCUCACUGAAGCACAGAGACGGUGAGGGUGUAGCUGCGCACGCUGCGCACCGCGCCGACGAGCGGCAGCGCGACGUAAAUGCCAGCUCCCGCUCGACAUCGCCCCCACAGGGGACACCGUCUAAUGAGGAGUCUGGGGUGACGUAUGUGAAUCGCAUGCUCGCGCAACACGGACGUCGUGCACUGCUUCAGAGCUUGUCUCGGGGCGAGCGGGCAGUCGCGCCCUCUUCUCCAGAGGCGUGCAGCAUAGGUGACAGGGACGCCGCCUCAGCCGGGCUUGGCCUCGAACCGCAGCCGGCGGUCGGCGGAGUCCACAGCGCAACGGCUCCCUCUGCGGAGACGCUCUCGUCAGCGCUGGCGCCGUUCUACUACGAGUUCCGUUACUGGUACGUUUUCGAAGUUCUCUACUACGAUCGAAUAUUCCGCCCACUGCAAGUCCACCGUCUGCGGUGGCGCUCUGUGGUGAGGGAAAGUAGUGCCGCAUCCGCCGACGGGGAAGGCAGGAUUGGUGAGCGUGGCGGUUGUGGGGCCACGAAUUCUCCAUGUGCUGUACCCCGUCCAUGGUGGACGGUGCAGAACGGCCGUGAUGCGUACGGGCAGGACGCACGCGAACUCCUGACGCAGGUGGAUCACAUCAGUGCUGCCAUACGUGCCAUUUGCUAA
Messenger RNA from Leishmania mexicana MHOM/GT/2001/U1103, 2139 nucleotides. RefSeq lists its product as hypothetical. The record is from RefSeq and is a predicted model, not a curated record. Lineage: Eukaryota; Euglenozoa; Kinetoplastea; Trypanosomatida; Trypanosomatidae. The transcript has a single exon. The coding region runs from base 1 to 2139 and encodes 712 amino acids.